AUUCAAAAUCCUGGAGUGUCGAUUGUAGGCUACAGCCAGCCGGAACGAUUCUAUCCAAUCUACGCAAGAUUGAAAGAGCGAAGAGACGGGGCCGUGGACAGGAUGCUGAUUUAUCAGCCCAAGCCAAAGCGACUCACUGCCACAGAGACCAAACGUUUUAUAACUCAAUUACACCAAUCACAUGUCAAAGAUUUGAGGUAAGCUUUUCGAUAAUUAAAUGGAAACAAAACGAGUGAUGACUGUUUUCUUCUAAGCAAAUCAGGGCACAGCCAUACUUAAAUUUGUCAAUGGUCGAUAUUUCAUAAUGAAUCACAAUGAAGGAUUAAAUUUAACACGAAUUCUAGAAGUCCGUUGGUGUAUCCAAGACCCCUGGAGGAGCCUCGUUCGCAUGACUCUUUUUCACAAGUAAGAUAGGCGAGAAUCUCGGCUAUUUUAUAACUGAUAUGUUUUAAGUUUUUACAGCGCGCACUGAUUAUUUUAAAUGGUUUUCAAACUAUGUUUUAGUUAAAUAAACUUAUUCCUAACUAAAUCAGUAAUUUAUUCCGGCAGUGUUGUAUGUUUUUUUAGCAAUAUUUCAAAAGGACCACUUUAAAAUCAAGCAGGUGAAAUUUGCACUUAAAAACUUUCAUUGGCUCAUGUUCAGCGAAUUUUCUAGUUGAAACUAAAAACAAACAUCAAUGAAAGGAUUGGAUGUGCGUAUACUCUUUCCAAUGUCGUUGACAGUUUUUCUCUAAAAUUUGCAUAACGAAGAGAGCACUGAAACAAAUCUCGAAAGAUGCGGCGGGGUUGGCAACAAGAAGCCUACUUUGAGUUUUUCACAAAAACGAGGCUUUGUUUUUGCAACAAUUAUUCGUCUCCCAAGAUACAUUCGGGCAGUGAUAAAACCAUGUGCGAUUUUCACGAUAGCGUCGUCGAUCUCUGCAAUCUCUGGACCAAUCGAAGCCACAAAUUUUGGCCGAGGAGACGUCCUUCAUAAUAAUAAUAAUAAUUUAUAUAUCGCCUACAGACCUGUUCUAUGCGCUUUACCAUAAUAUGCUAAUAAUACUUGAUACACAUCGAUCAAUCAUUUUCAUUUAGAUGUACAGCUUACGCAAUGUAUAAUUAUAUAAAAGCAAUAUAUAUAUAUACAAUAAAGUUUUUCGUAACUUAAACACACGACUGAUUCAUUGUAUUUUUCUUUCCUAGAUCGGUUUAUGAAGGCAUCUACACUUUUUGUCACGAUGAAAAUGACGUCCUCACAUUAUCGUUGGAUGUGGACGGAAACACAGCUUUUGAGGAAUUUUUGGACAAGAUAGCGGAGCAGCUGAACAAGCAGUGGAGUGAUAACAGCGAAAGUGAAGACGUCUCCAAAGAUGAUCGACACGUGUUGAGACUGGCGGCGGUGCUGCAUUUGUUCUAUGAUCAGCUGAAGAAGAGGUUAGAAAGCCUUCCAGCAUCACCGCCAGCUAAUGUCGUCAACAAAGCGACGUUGAAGCAAGCCAUCGCCUUAGCACACUAUUUCGCUGAACAGCGAAAAGUGCUCGAUCAGGUAAUGGAAAAUACUUUACAUGAUGCAUCCAACGAAUUCAUACUUUAUAUGAGCUUUAAUUAAAAUCCGAUGCACACACUGAUUGGCUGGAGGGCUAUUUCAUAUUUCCUUUAAGUAUUCUGAAAGAAGCUAUGUCGUCUUUUCCUUAGAAGAUGUUCAAGUCAGAAAGGGUUCUAUAAUUCUCCGCUGAGGUAGUCAAAUCUGUUUACAAUAUGCAACAAUAUGCAACUCUAAAACAACGCCAUGACGUGAGAUAUUAAUUUCCUGAUUCUGAUAAAUUAUGUCCAUCCGAGAAAUCAAUUGAGAGAUACCAAAACGUUUGUAAUUAUCGGGUGGUCGCUACUUACGGAAAACGUUAUUCCGAAAUUCAGAGAACUGUGCAUUUGAUCAAUUGCAAAGUUUACGACAAAAAACCGUUAAGUUUUUCGUCUGAUAGUGUCAUUGUAUUUUAAGGUGUACAUUAUAAGAUUUUAUAUUGAUGUCUUUAACUUUACUCAGUUGCAGCUUGGAAACAUGGAAACCGGCGCGGUAAGCAAGAAGGCAGACCCUAAAUCCAUAGCAAGUAGAGUACUAACCUGCCCUGGUCCUUUCUCGACCGUGCGGUUAGCACAAUCCUCGAUAAGUGGACAUAUUCGUCCAGCGGCAGUCACUAUUGUUGAGAUAAUGCAAAAUCUAGAGAGAGAUGGUCUCGGAAAGGUUAUUGUCGUGGAUAGAACCACUGUGUUUUAUAAGAGCCUUCCGUGCAACGUUGACGAGGAGGUCCUCGGAAACUAUGGUGUUAUUCUUGGAAACUACAGUAACCAAUUCAAAGAGAGGGCAGCCCAUACUAUCGUUUCAAGGGAUCUUUUUAAUAGAAUGCUUAAUAUGUCCCCUGACAAGGUGGAUCUCGAAAGGGUUUAUGCCAUUACAUCAGAAGAAGACUGA
Messenger RNA from Porites lobata, 2452 nucleotides. The record is from the annotation of a GenBank genome assembly. Lineage: Eukaryota; Metazoa; Cnidaria; Anthozoa; Scleractinia; Poritidae.